Ostrea edulis (European flat oyster) is the source of this 1272-nucleotide messenger RNA. RefSeq names its product PIH1 domain-containing protein 1-like. Bases 212 to 1111 code for a protein of 299 amino acids. The record is from RefSeq and is a predicted model, not a curated record. The transcript is spliced from 11 exons. Lineage: Eukaryota; Metazoa; Mollusca; Bivalvia; Ostreida; Ostreidae. Gene Ontology annotation, cellular component: cytoplasm; R2TP complex; ribonucleoprotein complex. Gene Ontology annotation, biological process: rRNA processing; box C/D snoRNP assembly.
AGCAUUUAGUUUAUUCAAAAUGGCAGCGUCCAUGUGAUACAAGUUUUGACACAUUGACUUCAGUGACUUGAUUUAUAACGGAGUGUGUGUGCAUUAGGCCUAGUAAUAAUGGAAAACUUUUAAGUUCCAUUACUGUGAUUAGAGAUUACAAGAAUUGGUGCCAGCAUCAUCAGAUAUUUCAGAGUAAACACACAUGUAGAUUGUGAUCAGGAUGUUGGAACCCGACUCUGAUGAAACAGAGGCUUUGAUGAAAAAGCUUCUACUGCAAUCGGGAUUGCAGGAGGGAGAUGUUGAUCCUAAUAAAAAAGUCCCUUGGACCACAGUAGUUCCAAAACCAGGUUUCUGUCUAAAAACAAAGAAAGAAAAUGGUGAAAAAGUUUUUAUCAAUGUUUGCCAUGCAGAGAAUGUUCCUCAGCCAAGGGACAUUACUGAGGAAGAUCUGCUGAAGUUGUUGGAGUCGGAUGAUCCCUUUGGAUUCCGAGUUCCAAUGAGUAUUGGUGAACCUCAUGCUGAGAUUGAUAAAAGUGGACAGGGUUGUACGGCCUAUGAUGUCGUGAUCCAUCCAGGUUUUUAUGAGAAAAUGAAGGACAGCGAGGUGUUCCGAGCUUUCUUCCUGUCCGUUACCUUGGAGGGUCUGGAGGAAAAGUACUCCAUCGCUCUGUCCAGAGACUGGGUGAUUCUUAAGAACAGGAAGUGUAUUGGGCGACUUCAGGAACAGAAUGUUAGGACACAGUCCAAACCUGUCAUCAUGGAGAUGGGAGAUCAGUCCGGACUUGGGAAACCAUUGAUUCAAGAAAUGGACACACCUAAGCCACUAUCCCAGGAGGAACUCAAAGCCAGAGGCCAGAAGCCGGAUUUCCGGAUUGUACAGGAACCUGCAGAAGGACACCCAGAAUUCCUUGUGGCUGAGAUCAGUCUUCCACAUGUGAAAAUGGCCAACACACUGACUGUGGAUGUUGGGGAAGAUAGAAUCGUCCUGGAGACGCGGUCCAAUAAGUACUAUUUAGAUGUCUACCUGCCGUUUAUGCUCAUACAGGAGGACUGUGUGGCACAGUUUAACCGCAAAACAAGGAUUCUGACCCUGACAUUACCAGUGCAGGCGGAAGAGUGAACAGGAUAUAAAACAGUAAAUAUGCACGAUGCCGUCCGCAAGUUCCAAGAAUGAUUUCAUUGUCAUCAGAGUUCUGUCCCAAGGAUUAAUGAUCCACUUCACAUCAGAUUGUCAAAUGUGUGGCUUUUGAAUAAACACGCCUGUGACAAAAACUCAUUGAA